Fopius arisanus is the source of this 1465-nucleotide messenger RNA. RefSeq names its product proximal sequence element A Pbp49 (gene Pbp49). Gene Ontology annotation, biological process: snRNA transcription by RNA polymerase III; snRNA transcription by RNA polymerase II. Gene Ontology annotation, cellular component: snRNA-activating protein complex. NCBI's taxonomy places the organism in Eukaryota, Metazoa, Arthropoda, Insecta, Hymenoptera, Braconidae. Gene Ontology annotation, molecular function: RNA polymerase II cis-regulatory region sequence-specific DNA binding; bent DNA binding; RNA polymerase III type 3 promoter sequence-specific DNA binding. The transcript is spliced from 5 exons. The record is from RefSeq and is a predicted model, not a curated record. Bases 276 to 1412 code for a protein of 378 amino acids.
UCACUCAGUAUUCAGAAAGAAUUUAAAAUCGAGUGGCUAUACGAAAUUGCACCGAUUUUCUGCUCAGGAUCAGGUGAAACUAUUUUAUUUUGUGUUCAGCUGAUGAUAUCUGUUGAUUGGACGAUGGAAUUUUGUUGAGUUACAUCUUAUUUUGAAGAUUGGGAAAUAUUCUUUGAGAUGAAGGGAUUUGGGAUGGAGGAGAUUUGAGAGAUAUUUAUGGAUUCGUGGUGAUGACCUUCAGGUGCAGAUGACAGCAACGGAUUAGUGAGGGAAUAAUGGAUCAGGCACAUUCAGCUUACAAUCGCAAUCGCAGUGAUAAAAUUAAUAUCAAGGAGUACUUCGAGGAGUUCGAGAAGCUCUUGACACCUGUGGAAUACGAGAACCUCAACGAGAUUUUUUUCGAGAAGCAGCAAUUGAAUAUUCUUAAAGAAACCUGCAGUAUUGAUAACUUGAGCUUCGAGGGAGAGCCUGAGCCCUGGAAAAACGAGAAGGAUGCCGCUGAAAAGGCGGAAAACAUCCCAGAUGACACAAAACUCAAAACUCUGGGGAAACUCAAGGAAAAAUACAGAAAGAACCAGAAAAAAAAUGGGGAUUCCACCAAACAAUCCAGUGAAAUACCAAUUAUUUAUGAAAAAUCCGAGAUUCUUGGAGAGACAGCAGUUCCUGGGAGAGAGGUCUUCGUGUCUGUCAGGGUUUAUCAUCCCUGCAAGUCUGACAUGGAUGCCACGUUCAAAGUCAGUUUAUCCUCGGUGAUUGUGAUGUUGGGGAACCAGACGUUGGAUAAAUUGAGAGACAAAAUAAAUUGCAUUUCGGAUCUGUCAAUUGCUCGAGACCUCAGUGACGAGCCCCUGGGGAGAGGUGGAGGGAUUGCCAAUAGGGAUGUCUACAAGUCAGGAUUCUUCUACAUCGAAGGGACUUUUUAUAAUGACAUGAGGGAUGAGACAAAUAAAGAUAACAGCGCUGUGAUAAGGACCUGGGGGGAGGCCAGGGAGCUGGGGCCAUUUCAGACAGCCAGGAUGGAGGAGACACGAGUGGACUCCCUUUGUCUGAGGUUUGGAUACCCCUGGGUCUAUCAGCACCAGGGGACCUGUGAACAUCUCAUCGUCUUCAGUGAUGCCAGAUUAGUGAAUGCCGACGACGACCUUGACAUUUCCCACUACCCGAAGAUCGACAGGGUGAAGCCGACGAGGUGCCAUCUCUGCAUGUUGUGCAACAGUCGUUCACUCCAUUGGAUAGUGACUGAGAGUGACAGAGUACCCCAUGAUCCCUGUUAUUUCUGCGAACAAUGUUUUUUCUCUUUCAAUUACUUGAAUGGCCAGAAGCUGGGGAAAUUCAAGGCCUACAGAUACCCCUACGAUCCUAAAAUCAUUGAUCAUUGCAACGACGUCCUCUCCAGGAUGGAGGAAGACUGACAGUCCCAAUAAUUAUAACAAUCGCACUUGCGAAUAAAACGAUUUUAUUAAAA